Molecule: messenger RNA, 1490 nt
Organism: Perca flavescens (yellow perch)
Lineage: Eukaryota; Metazoa; Chordata; Actinopteri; Perciformes; Percidae
Gene: spo11
Product: SPO11 initiator of meiotic double stranded breaks
Exons: 13
Coding region: 82-1257 (391 amino acids)
Biological process (GO): meiotic DNA double-strand break formation; reciprocal meiotic recombination; meiotic DNA double-strand break processing
Cellular component (GO): nuclear chromosome
Molecular function (GO): DNA topoisomerase type II (double strand cut, ATP-hydrolyzing) activity; ATP binding; DNA binding
Source: RefSeq, a predicted model, not a curated record
AUCAUUCAACUGCGCCAAUCGCGCGAGGUUUCCACAAAAUCCUUACGCGGGAACAUCGUGUAUACAGUCCUGUGUAACGUGAUGAUGGGAUCCUGUGAAGCAGGGCUGUUUACAGAAAUUGACAAGCUCCGUGCUGAACUGGUAAACAAUGUCGAAGUCAUGCCAGGCUGCCAGCGUGAUGAAGAAGAAAUUACCUACAGGGAAAUUUUGAGCCGCAUUGAAAACGUAAUCCUAGGAAUAGUGACAAGUCUUUCUAAAGAUGAGAACCCUGUCCUGGCACUGCCCAACAGAUCCAGCUGGGCCAACGUCAGUUUUGACAGUGCCAUCGGGCUUCAAAUGAAUUCAGGAAGUUCUGUCACCAGCAUUAGGAGCGACAGUCCGUCGUCUGUUCGUAAAUUUGGGCAAAUUCUCAAGAUCUUCUUGGUCAUCUACAAACUUGUGCAGAGCAACUCCUAUGCGACAAAAAGAGACAUCUAUUACAACAAUACACAGCUGUUUGGUUCACAAAAAACGGUUGAUAAUAUAGUGGAUGAUAUUUCCUGCAUGCUAAAGGUUCCUCGCAGAUCAUUACAUGUGAUGGCCACGUCCAAGGGAUUAAUCUCGGGUGAUCUGUGUUAUCUGGAGGAAGACGGCACAAGGAUUGACUGCCGCUCCGGCUCUGCUGCUGUUGCAGUUUCAUCGAACAUUGGUGGGAUUAGAAAUAUUGUGUCAUCUGCAAAGUUUGUCAUGAUAGUUGAGAAGGAUGCAACGUUUCAGAGACUACUGGAUGACGACUUCUGUGCAAAGCUGUCUCCUUGCAUCAUAAUUACAGGUAAAGGCGUGCCAGAUGUGAACAGCAGGUUGAUGGUGAGAAAGCUUUGGGACACGCUGCACAUCCCCAUCUUCGCACUGGUGGAUGCUGACCCUCACGGAAUUGAGAUCAUGUGUAUCUACAAGUACGGAUCAGUGGCCAUGUCGUUUGAGGCCCACAAUCUGACCGUCCCCAGCGUUAUGUGGCUAGGCCUCCUCCCCUCUGACCUCCAGAGGUUGCGGGUUCCCGAGGAUGCACUGAUCCCCCUCACCAAGAGAGAUGAAAACAAACUUAGCAGCCUCCUUAAAAGGCCAUACCUAACCAGCCAACCUGACUGGCAGAAAGAGAUGGAACUGAUGAGGCAGACUCAGGUCAAGGCUGAAAUCCAGUCCCUAGCAGCCAUAGCUCCUGAUUUCCUCACAAACAUCUACCUGCCCAAUAAGCUGCGUUACGGGGGCUGGGUCUGAGCCCAAUGCUGCCUCUCAAUGGAAAAACAAGUGAACUGCUAAAGCUGGUUGCAAAACUAAAGAAAGAUCGUCCAUGUAACUGUCCUGCCUAACCUUGUCCGACAGAUUGACAUUUUAAGUUGGUCUGUAAUGUUUGCAUAUUUAUUAGUGACUAUGUGUGUUUAUCUUUUGUAAUUGCAUUUCAUAAAUUUCUCCUCCUAUCAUUAAAGCCCUGUAAUCCCAUUGACAAGUCA